Messenger RNA from Fraxinus pennsylvanica, 387 nucleotides. Lineage: Eukaryota; Viridiplantae; Streptophyta; Magnoliopsida; Lamiales; Oleaceae. The record is from the annotation of a GenBank genome assembly.
AUGCAGUCUAAAACCAUCAGAAAAUAUCGACCUCAGGAUUAUUCGCACGAAAAACUUUAUUAUGAUGAUUUCUAUAAGAUAGCCGGGCCAGAUUUUGUUUUCCACCCUACUGACAAUCAAAUUGUUGUAUUGUUCUUGAUCAACAAAAUCAAGAACCAGAAGAUGCCUCUCCAUUGGAUUAAACUCGCUAAUAUAUACGAGAUCGACCCCGAGAAACUUGCUGAUGAAUAUGGGCAGACUACAAUGAAAGUUUGGUACUUGUUUACGUUGGAGAAGGAUUGGGUUUUGUGCAAAAUAUGCAACACUGAGAUUGAUUCAGAAUCAGGAGAAUGGGUUGAAGACCCAGAUUAUGUUCCCGCAGAAGACGAGGAAGAAGCAGAUCCAUGA